AAACGCUCCAACAGCUCCAACAGCCCCAACAAGCCCCAAUAGCCCCAAACACCACUAGACUGCAUGUUACACUUAGGCUAGAUAUUCUUGUAAUGUCAAGGAAGGGCAAUUCCUUUAUUCUCUGCCUAUAUAAUAAGAAGCGAAGUCUCAGCGAGUAUCAUAUUUGUCAAUAUUCACUUACAACUAUAUAUCCACACUAACUUACAUUAUGGCCUCCAAGCAAACCGUUUUUCGUUUACAAAGCCGGCAUAGUAUUGUCGACUUUACCACGUCUACAGAGGAGAUACCUAAGGCUGCAGCUUAUGAAGUUCUUGUCAAGGUUCGCAGUGUUGCGCUGAACUUUCGAGACUUAGCCAUCGCUACUUCUCGAUACCCAUUUCCCGUCAAAGACAAUGUGAUCCCUGUUUCGGAUGCAGCUGGGGAAAUCGUUGAAAUCGGACCUAAUGUCCAAGGAUUUACUAUAGGCGAUCCGGUUAUCAUAAACUUCAACCCGCGCAAUUUAUAUGGCCCAAUGAAAGAUUGGUACGGUGGCUUAGGCGGUCCAGUGGACGGCGUUCUUCGGAAUUACUUGCCUAUCAACGCGGACUCGGUUAUUAAGGUUCCUAAAGAGUCUUCCUUGAAAGCUUCACAGUGGGCUGCACUUGUUUGUACCGGCACCACCGCUUGGAACGCUCUUUAUGGAAAUGUUCCUUUGAAGCCAGGCCAAACUGUACUGUUCCAAGGCACGGGCGGCGUUUCUAUCACCGGAUUAGUCUUGGCUAAAGCAGCGGGAGCAAAAACAAUUAUUACCUCAUCUAGCGAUGAAAAGCUAGCCUAUGUGAAAGAGAAAUAUGGCGUUGAUCACACCAUUAACUACAAAGUCCAUCCAGAAUGGGCUCAAGAAGUGCAAAAUAUCACCCAAGGAAAUGGCGUUGACUAUAUUUUUGAGAAUGGUGGAUCUGGUACGAUUAAACAAAGUAUUGACUGCAUCGCCUGUGGGGGCGUGAUAUCCAUCAUAGGCUUCUUAUCUACCGCCAAGCAAGAGGACAUGCCAGAUGUAGCUGGUCUUGCCCUGUCCAAAGGCUGCAUCGUUCGGGGAAUUACUGUCGGGUCGAAGCAAUUGCUUGAAGAAUGCGUGCGCUUUGUUGGUUCUCACAACUUGGACAUUCCGGUGGAGAAGACAUUUUCAUUUACUGAAGAGGGUGUGAGGGCUGCUUAUAAAUAUUUGUCGGAGGGUCAACAUAUCGGGAAAGUUUGCAUCGAUGUUGAAUAAAGGAAUUAGUCUAGUUCUGAGAUAUCAUUACAAAUAGACAUUCGCCAACGUGCACUGUGAUUGCCCAUGCAGAUUUCUCACUGAAGAUCUUCGACCAUACUUUCAACACAGCUAUGCCCAUAUGCCGGGGACUUUGAAACCAGGAUGGUGUAUCCAUGUGCUCCCAAUCUGCAGAAUCAACGG
Trichoderma harzianum CBS 226.95 is the source of this 1435-nucleotide messenger RNA. RefSeq lists its product as hypothetical. The record is from RefSeq and is a predicted model, not a curated record. Gene Ontology annotation, molecular function: oxidoreductase activity. The coding region runs from base 209 to 1252 and encodes 347 amino acids. NCBI's taxonomy places the organism in Eukaryota, Fungi, Ascomycota, Sordariomycetes, Hypocreales, Hypocreaceae. The transcript has 4 exons.